Molecule: messenger RNA, 1824 nt
Organism: Brienomyrus brachyistius
Lineage: Eukaryota; Metazoa; Chordata; Actinopteri; Osteoglossiformes; Mormyridae
Gene: aqp3b
Product: aquaporin 3b
Exons: 6
Coding region: 86-973 (295 amino acids)
Biological process (GO): water transport; glycerol transmembrane transport
Cellular component (GO): basolateral plasma membrane; plasma membrane
Molecular function (GO): glycerol channel activity; water channel activity; urea transmembrane transporter activity
Source: RefSeq, a predicted model, not a curated record
ACAGAGGUCUCCCGUGACCCUCCUUAGUAACAUUCAGCUGCUGGAGUUUACCCGACUCUCUGAGGACGCCUCUUAAAGUCUCAUCAUGGGAAAACAGAAGGUCUUCCUGGACAAGCUUUUACACACCUGCCAUAUCCGCAACUUGCUGAUACGUCAGGCUCUGGCUGAAUGCCUGGGAACACUGAUCUUGGUGAUGUUUGGUUGUGGCUCUCUGGCCCAGCUGGUGCUCAGCAAUGGGUCCCAUGGGCUGUUCAUUACCGUAAACUUCGCCUUCGGCUUUGCUGCUACUCUUGGGAUCUUGGUAUGUGGACAGGUUUCAGGAGGACAUAUAAACCCUGCUGUGACAUUUGCCUUGUGCAUACUUGGGAGAGAACCUUGGAGGAAGUUUCCAAUAUAUUUCUUAUUUCAGACUAUAGGUGCCUUCCUGGGUUCAGGAAUAGUUUAUGGAAUGUACCAUGAUGCAUUGUGGGAAUUUAACCCAGGUAUGCUCAGGGUUGAAGGAGACAAUGCCACUGCAGGAAUCUUUGCUACAUACCCCUCCACACACCUGACGAUGAUCAACGGCUUCUUUGACCAGAUGAUUGGAACUGCCGCCCUCAUUGUGUGUAUUCUGGCCAUUGUGGAUCCAUACAACAACCCUAUUCCUCAUGGGCUAGAGGCCUUUACGGUGGGCUUUGUAGUGCUUGUCAUCGGCUUGUCCAUGGGUUUCAACUCUGGGUAUGCCGUCAAUCCUGCCAGAGACCUGGGUCCUCGUCUCUUCACUGCAAUGGCUGGCUGGGGUGCAGAGGUCUUUACGGCUCAGUCUUACUGGUUCCUUGUACCGAUAUUUGCACCUUUCCUGGGGACAAUAUUUGGAGUUCUGGUUUAUCAGUUCAUGGUGGGCUUCCAUGUAGAGGUAGAGGCCCGAGAGAAGGCACAGAACGAAGCAGAGAGAGUGAACCUGUCCAACAUGAACUCCAAGGAAAUGGCGUGAGGCACCCUUGUACCUUAUAUUCUGGCCAUCGUCACAAUAACUCAAAUAACUGUCUAUCCUGGUAUUAUCCCUUAAUGUGGUACGUUCAUUGAAACUGGUAGAGAAAAAAAAAAACUUCAUUGAACUUUAAGGUCUCCCGAAGUAGAAACAUUUGUGUGAAAAUGCACUUGCCUAACUAACACAGUUUGCCAUCUGUGCUUCAUUCAAAUUGCAAUGUUACUUUAAUAGUAAACCAACCACCGCUCAUUAACUGAAGACCUGGAGGGCUACUAUGCUCAUAAAGUGCUGGUGAUCUAAUGGGGAGAUAUUAAGCAUGUUCAUGUGUACUCUGGCUUAAGAACAUAAGAAAUUUGCAAAUGAGAGCAGGCCAUUCAACCAAUAAAGCUCGUUUGGGGAGAACUUAACUAACAGCUCAGAGUUGUUAAAAUGUUAUCUAGCUCUGAUUUAAAGGAACCCAGGGUUUUAGCUUGCACUACAUUAGCAGGAAGACUAUUCCAUACUUUAACUAUACGCUGUGUAAAGAAAUGUUUUUCUCAAAUUCAGUUGAAAAUGUUCUCCCGCUAAUUUCCACCUAUGGCCACGAGUUCUUGCCUUAUUGUUGCCUUUAUCCUAACUGCAGUUUGUUGUAGCCUGGUUUCAGUAGGGGAUCUGAUGUCUAAAGCUUUUGCUGUAUGCAGUUAUGAAUUAUGAACAGAUGGAUGUCUGUAAAUUUUACAAUCCAUGCAUUUUAUUGCUUGUUGUCAUUUCAUAUUCUUUUUUAUUUUAGGUUUUUAUAUCUUUCAUAUUAAAGUGCCUACAUUUAAAAUUAGUUACUAAUUAAACUGUUUUGCAUAAUAUGCCAAAAAAAUUUA